CAUCUACUACAAAUUCCCUUCGUCGUCUCCCUCCUCUUCGUCGCCUCCUCCAAAACCCUAAACCCUCUCUCUCUCUCUCAUCGAUCCCCAUUGUAGAGCGAGCGAGCUCGAACGAUGCGGCGAUGAGCCUGUAUCGGCAAUCGGGGGGCGGAGAUCGAUCCGCGUCGCGCUCCCACACCGACCACCACCCUCCGAUCGAGGGCCAGGUCCACCACCGCCCACCGAGGCUCCGCCGCGCCGGAAAACCCCACCACCGCCUCCGCCGCCCCCCUCCCGCCACUCUCUUCGUCGUCGCCCUCACCCUCGUCGCCCUUCUCGCCUUCCUCGGCUGCCGCCGCCUCUUCCGCCACAAUGAGAAAGGGCUCGGGGAGGAGGACGAUGGUGGGAGGAGGGAGAUGGGGUUGGUUAUGACGUUAGGGCAAAAUGUUGGGAAAGAUCAGAUUGGGGAUAACGGGGAUAGUGCGCAAGGGAUUAGUGGUAAUGUAGAAGGAUUGUCUAAUGGAGCAGAGGAGAUGGAUCCUGAUGACGAGUAUGAUGAUGAUGUUGAUGAUGAUGGUGACGAUGAUGUUGCUGAUGAUGAUGAUGGUGGUGUUGGGGUGGACCAUGAUGAUGGUGAUGAUGUGGAUAAGGUUGGAGAAGAUGCCUUCGUGAGUGCAUUGGAAAGAGACUCUGCUAAUGGCGAAGAAGGUGGUACGCAGAAGAACGGUGAUCGCACAAGCGGUGAUAAUGUGAAGCGUUCUGGUUCUCGGAGGAAGUCGCGGUCGAAGAGAAAACCAAAAAGGCACAAAUUUUCGGGUUCAACCUGUGAGAUGAAGUUCUUGCAGUCCACAGCUCAACUAGUAGAGCCUUCUGUGGAUAAAAAAUUUGCCAGAUUUUCUCUGCAGUAUACAGACGUUGAAAACCAACCGAUAGGAUCGAAAGAUUGGGAACCAAGAUUCGCCGGCCAUCAGAGUCUUCAAGAAAGGGAGAAGUCAUAUCAUGCUGGAGAUCAGAAAAUCAAUUGUGGAUUUAUAGAAGGAACUGGGUUUGAUCUUUCAAAAGAAGAUAGAGAAUACAUGAGCAAAUGCCAUGUCGUUGUAUCGUCUUGCAUUUUCGGGAAUUCGGAUCAUCUGAGACCACCGACUGGUAAAAAGAUUACGCAACUUUCAAAGAAAAAUGUCUGCUUUGCUAUGUUUUUGGAUGAAAGUACUCUGCAGACCUUGUUAUCAGAAGGCUUAAAAAUGGAUGGCUCGGGUUUUGUUGGCCUGUGGAAGAUCAUAGUGGUUAAAAACUUGCCUUAUGACGACAUGCGGAGAGUUGGCAAAAUACCUAAAUUUUUGCCUCAUCAGCUUUUCCCUUCUUCCAGGUCAUCAAGCUUUGUUUGGCUGGUCAUUUGGUCUCUUUCUUUAUUUCUUGAGUUCAUGCAGCUUGGUUUCGUUAGUGCGUCAUCUGGUUUCCGGUUUGUGAUGGAGGAAUCGCCUGUUUUAUGCAUCUCGCUUUCUUCUCGUUAUG
Molecule: messenger RNA, 1491 nt
Organism: Ananas comosus (pineapple)
Lineage: Eukaryota; Viridiplantae; Streptophyta; Magnoliopsida; Poales; Bromeliaceae
Exons: 5
Source: RefSeq, a predicted model, not a curated record